This is a messenger RNA of Cinclus cinclus, 2334 nucleotides long. It is a transcript of the gene SEMA3A, whose product is annotated as semaphorin 3A. Gene Ontology annotation, molecular function: neuropilin binding; semaphorin receptor binding; chemorepellent activity. The record is from RefSeq and is a predicted model, not a curated record. The transcript has 17 exons. Lineage: Eukaryota; Metazoa; Chordata; Aves; Passeriformes; Cinclidae. The coding region runs from base 16 to 2334 and encodes 772 amino acids. Gene Ontology annotation, biological process: negative regulation of axon extension involved in axon guidance; negative chemotaxis; motor neuron axon guidance.
AGUGGCUGCUGCAGCAUGGGCUGGCUCAGGGGGAUUGCCUUGCUUUCCUUGGGAGUAUUACUAGCAGGAAGAGUCAACUGCCAGAAUGUGAAGAAUAAUGUGCCGAGGCUCAAAUUAUCGUAUAAAGAAAUGUUGGAAUCCAACAAUAUAAUAAAUUUCAAUGGACUAGCUAAUAGCUCCAGUUACCAUACUUUUCUCUUGGACGAAGAACGUGGUCGGCUGUAUGUUGGAGCAAAGGAUCACAUAUUUUCUUUCAACCUGGUUAACAUCAAGGAAUAUCAAAAGAUUGUUUGGCCUGUAUCACAUUCCCGAAGGGAUGAAUGCAAGUGGGCUGGAAAAGAUAUUGUGAGAGAAUGUGCUAACUUCAUCAAGGUGCUUAAGGCUUACAACCAAACCCACCUGUAUGCUUGUGGAACAGGGGCUUUUCAUCCAGUCUGCACCUAUAUUGAAAUUGGAAGCCAUCCUGAGGACAACAUUUUUAGAAUGGAAGAGUCACAUUUUGAAAAUGGGCGGGGGAAAAGCCCUUAUGAUCCCAAACUGCUGACAGCUUCACUUUUAGUAGAUGGAGAAUUGUACUCUGGCACAGCAGCAGACUUCAUGGGCAGGGACUUUGCCAUUUUCCGAACUCUGGGGCAUCACCAUCCCAUCAGAACAGAGCAGCACGACUCCCGGUGGCUAAAUGAUCCCAGAUUUGUCAGUGCUCACCUGAUACCAGAGAGUGACAAUCCAGAAGAUGACAAAAUCUAUUUCUUCUUCCGUGAAAACGCAAUUGAUGGAGAGCACACUGGAAAAGCCACUCAUGCCAGAAUAGGGCAGAUCUGCAAGAAUGACUUUGGUGGACACAGGAGCCUUGUUAACAAAUGGACAACUUUCCUCAAAGCACGUCUGAUUUGUUCUGUACCAGGACCCAAUGGCAUUGACACGCACUUUGAUGAACUACAGGAUGUGUUUCUAAUGAACUCAAAAGACCCUAAAAAUCCAAUAGUCUAUGGAGUGUUUACAACUUCCAGUAAUAUCUUCAAGGGAUCAGCAGUGUGUAUGUACAGCAUGACUGAUGUGAGGAGGGUGUUUCUUGGUCCCUACGCCCACCGAGAUGGCCCCAACUACCAGUGGGUUCCCUACCAAGGGCGAGUGCCGUAUCCACGGCCAGGAACUUGUCCCAGUAAAACAUUUGGAGGUUUCGAUUCCACCAAGGACCUUCCUGAUGAAGUUAUCACAUUUGCCAGAAGUCAUCCCGCCAUGUACAACCCAGUAUUCCCCAUCAACAACCGUCCUGUCAUGAUUAAAACAGACGUGGAUUACCAGUUCACACAGAUCGUGGUAGAUCGAGUAGAUGCAGAAGAUGGCCAAUAUGAUGUGAUGUUCAUUGGCACAGAUAUUGGAACAGUUCUCAAAGUGGUUUCAAUUCCUAAGGAGACUUGGCACGAAUUAGAGGAAGUCUUGCUGGAAGAAAUGACAGUCUUUCGGGAACCCACUGUUAUUUCUGCGAUGAAGAUUUCCACAAAGCAGCAACAGCUCUACAUUGGCUCAGCCACAGGAGUUUCACAGCUUCCUUUGCACCGCUGUGACGUGUAUGGAAAAGCUUGUGCUGAGUGCUGCCUUGCAAGGGACCCUUACUGUGCCUGGGAUGGCUCCUCCUGCUCACGUUACUUCCCCACUGCGAAGAGGCGCACCAGGAGACAAGACAUCCGAAACGGGGACCCGCUCACCCACUGCUCAGACCUGCAGCAUCACAAUAACCCAAGUGGUCACGCCCUGGAGGAAAAGAUUAUCUAUGGAGUAGAGAAUAGCAGCACUUUCCUUGAGUGCAGUCCGAAAUCUCAGCGUGCUGUAGUCUACUGGCAAUUCCAGAAGCAAAAUGAUGAUCGCAAAGAAGAGAUAAAAGUUGAUGAUCACAUGAUCCGAACUGACCAGGGCCUAUUGCUACGAAGUCUUCACCGGAGAGACUCCGGUGUUUAUUUUUGCCAUGCUGUGGAGCACGGCUUCAUGCAGACCUUGCUCAAGGUGACCCUUGAAGUGAUCGAUAAUGACCACCUGGAAGAGCUUCUCCAUAAAGAAGAAGAUGGUGAUGGCUCCAAGAUCAAGGAUGCUACCAACAGCAUGACCCCCAGCCAAAAGAUCUGGUACAGAGACUUCAUGCAGCUGAUCAACCACCCCAAUCUCAACACGAUGGAUGAGUUCUGUGAGCAGGUUUGGAAAAGAGAUCGCAAACAGCGCCGGCAAAGGCCUGCCAAUGCGCAGGUGAACACAAAUAAGUGGAAGCACCUACAAGAGAAUAAAAAAGGUAGAAACAGGAGGACCCAUGAAUUUGAGAGGGCACCACGUAGUGUCUGA